Messenger RNA from Anneissia japonica, 5113 nucleotides. RefSeq names its product thioredoxin-related transmembrane protein 1-like. The transcript has 5 exons. Lineage: Eukaryota; Metazoa; Echinodermata; Crinoidea; Comatulida; Comatulidae. The coding region runs from base 116 to 913 and encodes 265 amino acids. The record is from RefSeq and is a predicted model, not a curated record.
CGUGUUACAAAUCGAAUCUCACGCCUGUGUGUGAGAGUAAGCUUGCUUGGUAGCUAUUGGGGUACUGUUGUAUUAUUUUCGACCCAGGCACUGCUGUGUCAGCUCUGCAACAACUAUGAUUAUCAAAUCAGCUUCACUGUUGUUGCUUUUAAUAAUUGCAAGCAUAGUAACAACACAAGAAGCGUUAGGUUCGGUAGAGAUUAGUGACGAAACAUGGAGAGAUAUGGAGAAAGGAGAGUGGCUGGUAAAAUUUUAUGCCCCAUGGUGUCCAGCUUGCAGGAGUCUUGAACCGAUUUGGAAUAAAAUUGCCAGAAAGGGCAAAGAUUUAGAUAUCAGUGUUGGUGAGGUGGAUGUGACGGCCUACCCAGGUCUCAGUGGCAGGUUUGUGAUAACAGCCCUGCCAACAAUUUAUCAUGUCAUUAAUGGAGAGUACCGGAAAUACCAAGGAGGUAGAACAGAAGAUGACAUUAUUCAGUUUAUCCAAGAAAGAAAAUAUAUUGACCUUGAACCAGUACCUGGCUGGUACGCCCCAGGGUCAUUCAUAAUGUCGAUUUUGUCUUGGCUUUUUAAAAUAUCCAUGACUGUAAGAGUCAUCCACACAGUUUUAACAGAGGACUACGGGAUACCGCCAUGGAGUUCCUACACUUUGUUUGCUCUCUUGACAAUUGCUAUUGGAUUAUUCCUUGGCUUGAUACUAGUCCUCAUCUCUGAUUGCAUCUGUCCAUCAAAAGCGCCAAAAGAGCCAGCGCAAACCACACCACCGGCACAGGACACCGAGCAAGAUAAGGAAAAGAAAACUGGCAAGGAUAAAAAAGGGAAACGACAAAAUAAGAAUGGAGAAAAGAAAGAAGAGAAAAGCAAGGAAGGGACAGAAGGGACUGAGUUACGUCAGCGAACAACUGAGGAGAGUUAAUAGACGAAGUAAUAAUGCAGGUUUUUAUUUGCAAUAUGUUGGUCAUUUUUUUUAGCAUUUCUUUUCUAUAGAAUUUUUAAGGGAACAAACUUAAAUAACUUGAAAAUUUGCCAAUUUAAUUAGUUCAUUAUAUUGCUGAAUACACUUGUGUUAACCCGUUCCAGUUUGUGUCACUACCAUAGUGUGUGGCUGCAGACAUUUUUAUAAACAAUCGCUUACCAACAUCAAUUGUGCUCUUUUACUGGGAUCAGCCAUUACAGUAUAUUUUUACUUUGAACUUUGACCCAAUACAUCAGGCAGCAAUUACAUCAUUUACAAAAGUUGUUGAGGUCAGCAGAGCACAGAUUAAUAUGGAAUAGUGAGGAGCCAGAACAGUGAGACUUGGCGUGUGCUUUACAACGGCAAGGAAAAGGUGCAUUAUAAAUGUCUGUACCAGAAACGUCUCCCCACGUUUAAGUUGAUGGUACAGUAGAUUAGGGUGUCUUAUGACUGGAAGGGGUUAAAUAAUAUGUAUUUAUGUUGUGUUAAGAUGAUAAAAUCAUGACAAAAACUGGUGAAAAAUGGUGGACACAACAUAAAAUUUGCUCUAGUUGGAUGCAUACACAAGAGUGAUUCCAUACCAACUCAACCAAUUUUCUUUGUGUUUCCUUGGUAACCAUUUCAGAUGUUGAUGAAACUUUAACCAAAUAUACAUUAAGGAGUGUAUUUAAACAUCCUUAGUUUUAGUGGAAAUUUCAAAAUAGUUUUAGCGCCUUCUAUUUUUAAUGUCACACCACUUUUUUCACACACACUUGAGUAUCGUCUCAAUGCUUUGGAGCAUUAUUGAAAGCAUGGUUUUCUAAAUAUGACUGGAAACUGAAAAUUGCUGAAAAAAAUCUUAAAAGGUGGUCACUUGUAACCACUGGUAGAUUUGGCAUAAAUUAAUCACAAGUAUUUUUUACUAGUACAUGGUACCAGAUUGAUGAUAAAGUAUAUUCUCAACACCAUUAUUAAAAGUAGAAUAAUCAAUUUAUAUUUUUAAACAGUUACAGCCUUUUCAAUUAAACAGUAUGUUCAGGAUUAACGAAAUAAUCAAGAUACAGUAUGAAAAUAGAUUUUUUUACAAUCCUAAUGGCAAUUUUAAUUGAUUGAUAAUUAUAAAGGGCUUCGUAUUUGGUCUCUAUGCCCUUAAAAAGUGAAAAAGCACAGGGGUUGGGGGUCAAUAAAUAUAUUUACAGCAUAUUAGUAAAAUAAACAAAAAAUAGUAAAUACAUGCAAAGUGGUAAAUCCAAUUUCUGUCUUCAUAACAUUUAUUUAUACAGUUAUCAGGGUAUAAAGGAUCUGAGAUUUGUUUAAAUUUAGUUUGUUACCAAGUUCACUAACUCAAGAAUUAUUGAUAGAGUGAAAGCUUUUUGAGGUAAUAUACAUCUCGUCUUCCAUUGGUAUCAUUUAUAUAGACAGAAAGCCUUCCAAAGUCUCACUAGAAAACUAGGGGAUAUCCUAGUGAAUCCUUGUAAGCUGAUUUUCGAGACAUUUUUAUGCAGAAAAAAAAAAAGGAGAAAAAAGCUGGCAAAAAUAGUUUUAUAAAAUUUGUAGACCUGCAUGUAAUUUCAUUAAUGAUUUGUGUUAAUGUAAGCUAAGUAUUAUUACCUUCAAAAGCCUCACAAUUUCCCCAAGGUUUUUCACCAGUCUCACAAUGAUCAUUAAUCGUAAAUUGAUCUUGCACAACGAUCUAGUCCUACUGAUGUCACAAAGUCUCACAAUUACCACAAUUUUUAAAUUGAUAUCACACAAUUUGUUGAUGUCAGUCUCACAAUGAUCAUAAAUCUUAAAUUGAUCUCACACAAUUAGUCCUACUCAUGUCACAAAGACUCAAAAUGAUCACAAAUCUUAAAUUAAUCCACAAUUAGUUCAUGUUGCACAGUCUCACAAUGAUCAUAAAUCUUAAAUUGAUCUCACACAAUAAGUCAUACUGAUGUCACAAUUCUCAUGAUGAUCACAAAUCUUAAAUUGAGCUCAUGCAGUUAAUUCUAAUGAUGUCACAAAAUUUCACAGUAAGUCUUAACUUGCCUCCCAGAAUUCUUCAGUGACCUCACAAAGAAUAUAGUAAUAAUUCAAAUUGGAAAUCAAAAAUUUGGGGUGGGACACACAGUGCAGCCCUUCCCAACUUAACUACAACACCUAACGGGCACAUACAGAUACAAACAUUGUCCUUAACCAGCCUAACACUCAAUAUGAUGGUUAUUUGAGGAGCAAAGUAAUCAGGCUCCAAUUAAAAACCCAAUGCUGGUCGGGUUCUGAACCGGGGUGUACAGCACAAGAAGCAGGAACAAUACCGCUUGCCAACUGCUCAGCAGGUCAAAGCCUCUCAAUGAUCACAUGCCCUACUAGCCUUCCACAGUUCCGCAGUGUUCAAAAGUUCCACUGGCAAAUUCCCUUCCUCAUAACUUACUGAAUAGAUAUAGAUAAAUAAAGCUUGUUUCUGUAUGAUGCAUGCAUAGUAUUACAGUUUAUUUAUUUUCGUAAAUAUAAAUACUGUUUUAAAUUUUAAUUCUGAAUAUUAUGCUAAACUAUUUCCAGUACUCUUUGUAUCGGGCUUGUUGUUCUAUUUACAUUCCAUUGACUUAAUAUAUUUUUCAAAUGUCCUAUUAAGAGAAUUUGGUUUAAGUGAUAUUUUGUAAUUUGGUUAAGUAUCAGUUAAUGUAGAUAAGAGAUCUGUUUAUGGUAUUUUAAUAUAGGUGGCUUACCCACAUGUUAGCAUGUAUGGAAAGCCAAAUCUGCCAAAUAUAUGUUAACAACUCAUACAACAAAAACUCAAACCAUGCUUUCGAACGUAAGUUAAACCAUUCAUUCAAAAAGCAAAUCUGAUCAAACAUCAAACACAUUCAUUCAAAAAUUUUGUUUUCAGUGUAUGGGUUGAUUAACAUAUUUUUUGGUAGAAUUGGCUUUCCAUAAGCAUGACCUUCAUCAUUGCCCAUCACAGGGGUGAAGGGUGCAUGUAUUUGCAUUAGGAUGAAUUUGGGCUUGCUUGGAUCAUGUGUAAACAAUGAGAUUGCCACAUUAAUAUGUCUGAAAUUUAGGAAAGUUUCUUCAAAUUUAAUUUUCUUUUAUCGAUUACUUUUUAGGAAUAUUUUUUUUCAAUUUAUGGUGAUUACAUUGAUUUCUUUUGUUUCUUAAGAUAAAUAAUUUCUAUUUAUAUCUUUAUUUCCCAGUUCCUUUGCACCAGAAAACUUGAAUAAUGUAAUGGGACUUUUUUCCAAAUCCUUCCAAACAAUAGACUCAUGGUUCUUCUGCAAGUAAUUCUAUGCAAAAAUAUAAUCUUGAAUUUGUCAAAUAAACUCCUUGUUUCAUGUUAAGAGCUGAAAUUGAAGUUUUGAACAAAUUGUUGGUUCAAAUGCUUUGUCUAUUUAAAUUUCUAUCACAUGAAUGUUGUAUUAUGCUGCUUGUAACCUAAGCUGAUAUUAGAAAAUCAGUUAAGGUAAUCCUACAAGAUAAGUAUUAGAUGAUAAUGCAUCAGGAUCAUAGAGAUAUAGGUUGUCUGGAGUGUGGUCUCCUCAUUAAAUUGGUCCUUUUUGAAACUUCCUCUGUGAUUUAUGGUUAUGCACCAAUACACGGUCAUACAGUGGUGUACUUAGGAGUCUAGAAAAUGGGGAGGUGGUCAUGUGGGUCUCAAAGUGAAGGGGGAAAUCCAUGGUUAAGUGAGAAGAAGCUAGCUCGCAGAAUCAAGUGAUAUGACGUGAUUUUUAACUACUUUAGUGUAUUUUUUUUUUGCUUCAAACAUAUAUUGUUGGCGGGGGUGAUUGGGGGGGAGGGGGUGAACAAACUUUUUUUGGGAGUGGAAACCCACCCCCAUUGAGCUUGCCCAUGUUUUGUCAUUAUACACCUCCUAGUGCAGCAUUGAUAUGACACUGGAAAUUAUGGCACUUUUACUGUCUCCAUGGCUACCUAUCUCAUAUUCAAUCAAGCAACUCCAUCGCACACUUUAGUUUAGAAUACUUAUAACUAUGUGAUCAGAACAAGCCACCUCCUUCCAUUUUGUUCGCAAAUUUAUUUGUCACCACUGCACUGUAUCAACUAUUUCUAUUUUUUAUCAGAAAGUAAAAUGAAUCAUACUUACAAAAUUAAAUGUACUUAGUGUCUUCAAAUUAUUAUAAUAAACCAACUUCUGCUCUUACUUUAAACUUUUUCAAGUUUCAUAAAAAUAAAUUGAUAAAAGACAAA